AAAGAACAACCACCUACCUUGGUCAGAUCCCCAAAAACCCUGCAGCAGCAGAACCAGGCCAGUUUCAAGAAGCCUCUGUUCAAACAUCUGCCCAUCAGUGUUGCAGAAUGCUGUUCACCCUGUAUGAAUCAUUUUGGAAGGAUGAAUACUGGUUGCCCUCUGGGUACACGUGGGCUGACUUGGAAGAUUCAGAUGGCAUCACAUACCCUCAUCCCAAAGACCUGCUGGCAGUCAUUCCCACAACAUUUGUUUUAUUAGUCAUUAGAUAUGUCUCUGAGAGGUUCAUAGGAUUGCCCUUGAGUAAAGCCCUGGGUGUACGUGACUCCAUCAGGACCAAGCCUAUUCCCAACCCCAUCUUGGAGUCAUUUUUCCAGACCCACAGUAAGAGUCCCACAAAGGAUGAGCUGAAUCACCUUGCCAGCCAAUGCAGCCUCUCUAUGAGGCAAGCAGAACGCUGGUUUCGACAUCGCAGAAAUCAAGAGCGACCAUUAUUGAGCAAGAAAUUCUCAGAAACCUGCUGGAGAUUUUUAUUUUACUUCUGUUCUUUGUCUGGAGGCUUUCUCAUCUUCUACAAUAAAACCUGGCUUAGCCAGCCAGAGACACACCUGCAUGGAUACCCUAAGCAGCCUCUAAAUCCUGCCUUAUACUGGUGGUAUAUCAUGGAAAUCAGUUUCUACUUCUCCUUGCUGCUCACGCUGUCCUUUGAUAUAAAAAGAAAGGACUUCAAGGAGCAAAUCAUCCACCACUGUACUACUAUCUCUUUGAUGUCAGUAUCCUAUUGUGCCAACUUAGUCAUCUCUGGUGCCAUAGUGCUGCUCCUCCACGAUGUGUCAGAUGUCUUCCUGGAGGCUGGUAAGAUGCUAAAUUAUGCAAAAUGGAGAGUAGCUCAAAACAUUGUGUUUGUCUUCUUCACCCUGAUGUUCAUCAUUACCAGAAUCUUUUUCUUUCCAAUCAGAUUCAUCUACAUUGUCAUCUCUUUUUUUGAAACCAAUGGCCUGCAAAGCUUUGUAUACCACUUUUGCCUGACCCUCCUGUUGGUCAUAAUGAGUCUAAAUGUCUUCUGGACUUCGCUCAUCCUCAAAAUGCUCUUCAAACUUUUCUCAGAAGGCCAGGUGAAGAAAGAUGUGAGGAGUGACAGAGAAGAGUCAGACAUGAGUGAUGAACAGUUGACAACAAAACAACAAAGCGACAGAAGACUCCAGUCCGAUGAUGUCACAAAUAUUCGCUUCCGGAGAGUUCAAGGCACUGGUCAGCUUGUCACUGAGGCUGUCCCUAUGGCAUAACCUAGUCCAGCUCAAUUGAGGGUCCCUGGAUAACUCGCCUCCUGAAUGCCUGAAGACCAAAUCAUUUUGGGAAAUGUAUCAAAUUCUGACUGAGCAUGUUCCCAGAACAAAACUUGUAGUCUGGGGCCUUUCAUCUCUGUCUCAUUGCGUCUUUCUAAAUCUCUGUACCCUCUCUGCUGAAGCAGAGGAAGAAUGGAAUAUCUCUGCUAAGGAUUUUAUGGUGAAUUUAUUGGUGUUUCUAUUGAACAGUGUUUCCCCCCAAACCAUUGCCCUUGGACUUGGCUCCUAAAGACUAUCUCUUAGAAGAACAGAUUGAAGGGAUGAGAAUGAGGAGGGAAGCCUUUGAAACUUCCCUAAAUAGCCAUUUUUCAACCCAGGAUAAUCCAAACAUGUUUAAAUUAACCCUUCUCAACUUUCCAUGGCUCUCAUGGCUGACAAUCUUGCUUGAUAUUUCACUAAGAAGAAGCUUGAAUUCAGGCCCAGGCCACACACAACACUGCAAUAAACUCCUUUUGUCUCAUUUCCUGAAUUUUCCCUAUUACAAUGUGCAGCUUAAGUAAGAAUUUUUUCUUUUAAUGCUCUGAUGAGCCAGCCAAGAUGGGUCAUUUGCUAUCAUAAUUAUCACCGAGUAAGUCUACUCUGACUGCGCAUCUAGCACUCAGACUUUUAGCUGAUCAUAGGCUAGAGUGAAUUCUCCCAGUAAUCAGUCAGCCAGAAUCCAAAACUGAUUAUUUUUUGUACAUCAAGAAAAAGAACUAUUUGUGGAAGGAGGGCUGUGUUCUUGCUCAAUUUUAGGUUGCUACAAGGUAAGAUGAUACUAGUAUCAAUAUUGGGAUUGGGACCGGAUAAACCUCAUAUUGAAUCCCCCUUAGGCAAACUCUUAAAAGCUGGGGUAAGAUAAAACUGCAUGUUCAACUGAGAAUGUCCAAAGCAAAUGACUGGCCUUGGUACUUAGCAAAUUGUGAGAAGCAAAUUUGGCCAGAUAAUAUGAGAUCUUUAAUUAUUGUCAGCUGCAGGUGCUAAAAACCAGGCCUGAAGAACUGCAGCCUUUAAAAAAAUGGAUUAUUGGUUCUGGGGAACAAGGCUUACAAGCCAAGACUGCCCCUCAUUACCAUGUCCAUCCAAUCCAGAUUUUUCAAACAUACACACACAUCUACGUACACAUAUACACACAAACCAUGGUACUCUUAAGAAACCAUUUUUGUAGGGAAUAAUCAAUGAAAAGGGAAUUUAAGAAAGAAAAGGACAUAAAGAUUUAAUUAGGUACAUUUUUUUUUGAAAUGGAUGGUAAUAUUAACUUGUCCUGGGGAGGUGGGGUAGAUGAAGGAGAGAACUGCAAAGGUCUUUUAAAUUGCCCUUGCCUGUGAAGUUUUUAGGACUUUUUAUUCACACAAGGUAAUAAAAACCUAUCAACUUUCCUGGCAGUAUAUUAUGUGAAAUGCUAAAAUAAUGAAGUUUAAGAAAGCAGGACCACUCCCAUUUGAAAUGGAAAGGACUUACACAUUUGCUUACACUACAGAGUGAGUUUCAUCUGAAAUAUUUGACCAUCACUUAUGAAAAUUAUGAAAUUUUAUUUGUUCAUUAACAGUAUCUAUUGAAGUUGUAUCUUUGAAUCAACUUAAUAGUGAUAGACUUUAGAUUCAAAGAUUUCAUUUUGCCUUAGGGGUAAGGAGACAAUGCAGAUUGGAGGUUUACUGUAAUAAGCAUUUUUCUGGAGUUUUAAGUCAAUUAUCAUGUAUUUGCUAUUUAUGUAAAACUUUAGAUCAGGGGUCCUCAAGCUUUUUAAAUAGGAGG
Sarcophilus harrisii (Tasmanian devil) is the source of this 3077-nucleotide messenger RNA. Its product is annotated as ceramide synthase 4-like. Gene Ontology annotation, molecular function: DNA binding; sphingosine N-acyltransferase activity. The coding region runs from base 108 to 1283 and encodes 391 amino acids. The record is from RefSeq and is a predicted model, not a curated record. Lineage: Eukaryota; Metazoa; Chordata; Mammalia; Dasyuromorphia; Dasyuridae. The transcript has 11 exons. Gene Ontology annotation, cellular component: membrane. Gene Ontology annotation, biological process: ceramide biosynthetic process.